AAAUAAAUAAAUAAAUAAAAUAAAUAGGAUGAGUUAGGUUUUAAGCGGGUAUUACUCCCUCUCUUCUUCACCCAAUUCACACGCCUCGCUUCCCCUUUCCUUCUUCCUUCUUUCUUUCCCUCCUUACUUCCCUUCUCCCUCUACUGUGUCGCCAGGGCUGGCUGUUGUGCCGCCCCUUGUGACUGCCGGCCAGUUGCACGGCAUCUCCUCCAAGAUUCCCCAGUCCCUGGCCUUGGAUCUCGAUCCUCACCACAGCAGCUGCGCUGCGUUUUUUUCCAACCGGCAGCCACACCACAGUGAACAGCCGUCCACCCUUCUACCACCAGCAACCGCUUCACUUCCUGCGGCCAGCAACUAGCGGCUGUGACAGCAGCAGCCCUGAGCCGUGACUCCAUCCACCACCACACUAACCACUCUUCUCUCCACCCCUCUCUUGUUCACCUAAGUUUUCAGUUCGUAAGAGGAAAGUAGAACCUUAGUUGGGUGACUUUUGUAACAUUUAGUCGUGCAGUGACGCUUGCAGGAUGAAUACAUCUCGAAAGGAGAAGCGAAAAGCGGUUAGAUUUGAAAAGAAGCUACAUAAACAUCAACAUCUGAUACUUCGCAGAUCCAAACAAAACUUAGAAAAUAUGGGGAACUAUAAUUUAAGCAAUUCAAUUGAUAAAGACAGAGACAAAGGGACAGACGGGGAGUUCAAGGUUUUAGAAAUCGAGAACAUGCAGAACUUGAUUGAUAGUGAUGCUAGUAGGAUUAGUAAGAAGAAACAUAAGGUCAUUACAAACAAGUCAAAGUUUGAGGAGUAUUUACAAUUGGAAACGACACCCGGACCUUCUAUAGAGGAGGACAUGGAGAUGGAAUUCAAAUUAGCUAAAAAGCUCAAGUUAAAGAAGGGAAAAAAAUUGCAUGACGAAGGUGAUGGACUUAAUAACUUGUUUGAAGGGAUUCCAUCUUUUGAGGAAUUCGGCACGCUAACUAAAAGUCCAGCAAAUAUUGACGAAAAGGUUCGUAAGAAAAAGAGAAAGAAAAGCGACAAAUCUGAAAAAAAAGUUGGUCUUGCUGAUGAUGCUUCUCAGGAUGUUCAAAAUGAGAAGGGUGUAAUAUGUGAAUCAUUUGAAUCACGGGAAGUAGGUGAGAUUGAUAAGGAGGUGGAAAAAGAUGCUACCAUUGCUAAACAGAGUGUUGGUAAGUAUGUUACACCGCAAUUGAGAUCUUGUUCGAGUGAUAGUUUACAUGAGUAUUUACCCAUUCGAAGACGGAUACGAGGUUUGUUGAAUAGGGUGUCCGAGUCCAAUGUGGAGUCGAUUGUUGGAGAUAUUUUUUCAAUAUUUCAGUCUGUUAGUCGAGCUAUUGCAUCACAAAUGAUUACUGAAGAGGUAUUGGCUUCAUGUAUUGGGGGUCCAAGAGGAAACGAACAGUAUGCUGCAGUGUUUGCUGCAUUUGUAGCUGGUAUGUCUGCGUUGGCGGGAAUCGACUUUGCUGCUAGACUUAUGGCAUCCCUUGCGAAAUCGUUUGAGGAUGAAUACUUGAAGGAAGACAAUCUAUCUCUCAGAAACUUAUCCCUUUUGCUCUCCUACUUGUGCAUAUUUGGAGUGUGCUCAAGUGACUUAAUUUAUGAUUUUCUAUCCAAGCUAAGCAAGAGGUUGACAGAGGUAGAUGUGUCUACCAUCUUGACGGUUUUACAAUGUUGUGGAAUGAAGUUGCGUGGGGAUGACCCUAUUGCCAUGAAGGACUUUAUUCAGAGUGUUCAAAGUAGAGUAACUGAGUUAAAGGCUGCUUCUGGAAAUACUGAGGCAACUACAUAUAACAAGAGAAUGGAAUUUAUGCUUGAAACUAUUUGCAAUAUCAAGAAUAAUAAGAAGCGGGUGAAGGAUGAUUCUCCACCGCACACACGCAUAAAGAAAUGGCUGCAAAAGCUUAGAGUCGAGGAUAUUACUAUUCGUGGAGUCAAAUGGAGUAAGCUGCUUGAUCCUCUAAAGAAAGGGCAAUGGUGGUUUUCAGGGGACGUAUCAUCUCCAACAGAAGAGAUUCAUAAAGUUUCUGACAAAGAGGUCAAUGAAGCCCAGAAGAUGAUGCAGCUAGCUGCCAAACAAAAGAUGAACACCGAUAUUAGAAGGGCAAUUUUCUGUGUGAUAAUGAGUGGAGAAGAUUACAUCGAUGCAUUUGAACAACUAUUGAGCUUGAAUCUGCAAGGAAAGCAGGAUAGAGAGAUCAUGCGAGUCCUCAUAGAGUGUUGUUUGCAGGAGAAGAUGUUUAAUAAAUAUUAUACUGCUCUUGCUUCCAAGCUUUGCAGUCAUGACAAGAACCACAAGUUCACUCUGCAGUAUUGCCUUUGGGACCAGUUUAAAGAGCUGGAGUCCAUGCCUUUGAGGAGAUCAAUGCACCUGGCCAGAUUUGUGGCAGAGAUGCUUGCAAGUUUCACCCUUUCCCUUGCAACUUUAAAAGUAGUUGAUCUAACUGAUGCCACCCAACUUACUGCAAAGAGGAUCAUGCAUUUCCGGAUGCUUUUCGAGUCUAUUUUGGAAUAUUCAGAUAGCGUAGUGUGGAACAUCUUUACACGAAUAGGCAUCACGCCUGAGCUGGAAGAUCUACGAAGUGGUCUCGAGUUUUUCAUGAGAGAGUAUGUCGUAGCAGUUAACAAUAGUGUUGCUAAAAGGUUUAAGCUUGCAAAGAAAGCGCUCAACAAUGCUCAAGGUGUUUUGAUGUAGAACAAGUGAGAUUUUUUUUUUUUUAUUUUUUUAAUUAAAUCAAAUGUCAAUUUUUUGACUUAAA
Molecule: messenger RNA, 2769 nt
Organism: Amaranthus tricolor (Joseph's coat)
Lineage: Eukaryota; Viridiplantae; Streptophyta; Magnoliopsida; Caryophyllales; Amaranthaceae
Exons: 14
Coding region: 525-2705 (726 amino acids)
Biological process (GO): ribosomal small subunit biogenesis
Cellular component (GO): nucleolus
Molecular function (GO): RNA binding; protein binding
Source: RefSeq, a predicted model, not a curated record